Coffea eugenioides is the source of this 1605-nucleotide messenger RNA. RefSeq names its product pheophytinase, chloroplastic. Gene Ontology annotation, molecular function: chlorophyllase activity. The coding region runs from base 25 to 1323 and encodes 432 amino acids. Gene Ontology annotation, cellular component: chloroplast. Gene Ontology annotation, biological process: chlorophyll metabolic process. The record is from RefSeq and is a predicted model, not a curated record. NCBI's taxonomy places the organism in Eukaryota, Viridiplantae, Streptophyta, Magnoliopsida, Gentianales, Rubiaceae. The transcript has 8 exons.
CACUCCAAAAAUCAGUCAAUAGUAAUGGCGUUAUCCACCUCUGCCGCUUCUCCCUGUUUACUUCUCAAGUCCACUUCCCUAUUCAGCAUUAGAGUCCCAGCUGAUUUCAAGAAGGAAGAUAUACUUUCAGUCGGUGCCGGGAUUGCUGGCCUAGCCACCGCCAUCACACUCAAAAGGCUUGGAAUUCGGUCCAAGGUACUUGUACAAGCUGAGUCCUUGCGAAGUGGAGGAACUGCACUAAUCCAAAGGCAUUGUCAUCACAGGCGCAAGCAUGUUACGGUCAGGACCAUCCAACCCGUUAGGUCCUCCUCUGCAGCUCCUGCCACAGUCGUAUCAGAGGAAGAGGAUAACGUGUUAUCGUUGGAUGUAAGUGACAUAAAGGCAAUAAGCAGAAGUUGGCUAUGGAGAGGCCACAAAAUCAACUACUUGCAUUAUCAGGCAGGCGAUGGAAAAACCUCACCUGCUGCUCCCCCUUUACUUCUAAUUCAUGGGUUCGGGGCUUCUGUUGCUCAUUGGCGCAAGAACAUAGCAAUAUUGUCUAGAAGAUAUACUGUUUAUGCUAUCGACCUUCUUGGCUUUGGUGCUUCUGAUAAACCUACCAGCUUUGCUUACUCAACGGAAGGUUGGAGUCAGUUGAUAUUGGAUUUUGUGAAUGAAAUUAUUCAAAGGCCAACGGUACUAAUCGGGAACUCAGUUGGAAGUCUUGCUUGUCUAAUUGCUGCUGCCGAGUCUAGUAGUCGGUCCUUGAUUCGAGGGCUUGUUCUACUAAAUUGUGCUGGUGGCAUGAACAACAAAGCCAUUGUUGAUGAUUGGAGAAUCAAGCUGUUGUUACCUCUACUUUGGUUUUUCGACUUCUUACUGAAUCAGAGAAGGAUUGCCGCUUUUCUUUUUGAUAAAGUCAAACAAAGAGAUAAUAUUAGGAACAUCUUAACGUCAAUCUAUGGAAAUAAGGAAUCUGUGGAUGAUGACCUGGUAGAGAUAAUUAGGGAACCAGCAGAUGAUGAAGGGGCACUCGAUGCUUUUGUUUCAGUUGUCACUGGACCACCGGGUCCAAGUCCAGUUCAGUUGAUCCCAAAACUUACUCUACCUAUCCUGGUGCUUUGGGGUGAUGAAGACCCAUUCACCCCUAUUGAUGGACCUGUUGGCAAGUAUUUCUCCUCCUUACCUGGUCAAGUACCAAACGUAAGUCUUUUUGUUCUGGAAGGAGUUGGACAUUGUCCUCAUGAUGACAGACCUGAGUUAGUCCAUGCUAAGCUCCUUCCUUGGCUAGCCCAGCUACCCGCUUUGCAAGAUAAUGCAAAUAAUUUGUCUCGAGCAAAUUGAUUGAUCAGAUAAAGUCGUUAUGUCUUUUGCUCAUACGUCGAAGCCCAGAACGAGGAAACUAGAAGGAAACAUCGUGCUGUUUUUGUCAUAUUCUUUCUUGUAUCAUGACUGUUUGGGAGGUUAGCAUUUAGCAACAGGUAUUAUAUAAUGCGAGAUUAUUGACAUAUUUACAACCUAGUAGCGUUGUACUCAUCUUGAUCUUUUAUCUCCGUCACUGAACCAAUUUUCUCACAUUACACACUCGGUUCAGAGGCAUGCAGAAUUGAUCCCCAAUCUUUGUCA